Messenger RNA from Glycine soja, 1005 nucleotides. Its product is annotated as protein SPIRAL1-like 5. Gene Ontology annotation, cellular component: cortical microtubule, transverse to long axis. The transcript has 2 exons. Gene Ontology annotation, biological process: cortical microtubule organization. The record is from RefSeq and is a predicted model, not a curated record. Bases 333 to 623 code for a protein of 96 amino acids. Lineage: Eukaryota; Viridiplantae; Streptophyta; Magnoliopsida; Fabales; Fabaceae.
GUGUGUUUGGCUUGCUUGAAGGUCCACAUCAUUUCUCAACCCACAUUGCAUCCCACUUACUCCUUGUAGUAAGGGAAUAAUGUAAAUUACUGCAUAAUUAAGCACUAUCCUUUAAAUCUAUCAAGGCAAUAAUGACUGAUUAGGUACAGUGCAUUAUCAUAUUAUCUGCACCAUUUUACUGUAUUUAAGUAUUUGCAUACUUUGCUUAAUGAAGCAGACAACAAAACCAGCGGGUAUAUAUAUAGAUAUACAUAUCUAGGGUUAAUGUUAUCAGCGACGAAAUUAAUUGCAAUUAAGUGGCAUAGAUCUUGAAGCUGAGAAUCGCGUGCGCCAUGAAUAGAGGUGAAAGUUCAGGUGGUGGACAGAGCUCGUUGGGGUACCUAUUUGGGUCAGAAGAGAAGCCAAAUCAGCCUCUGCCCACAAGGGCAGCUCCAUUACCACCCUAUGGCAUUGACAUCGAUAACUCCAUGCCCCAUCACGGUUCUAACUGCCAACUUGUUGUCUCAAACAACCGAUCUCAAGGCCACCACUUGGGAAACAUUGUAACUGAUCGUCCGUCAACAAAAGUCAAAUCGGUACCUGGUGGUCAUUCAUCGCUUGGAUACUUGUUUGGAGAUAAGUGAUGUUUCUUUCUCCGACAUUGAUUGAUAGCGGUGUUAUUCUCUGACAAGGAGAAUCCAUACUGCUUAUGGUGUAGCUAUAUAUGUGUGGGGUUUGAGUGAAUCACUAAUAAUUUGAUUUUUUAGAAUGAAAAAAGAAACCAAAAGAUAAAUCAAAUAAGAGAUUAAGUUUUCCCUUUGUUGGAUUAGCAAGGAUCAGUUUAAAUCUAAAAGACAAAUUAACUACGAGUGUAUAAUGUGGGUGAUAUGAGUGAAAAAUAAACCAGUGUGUAUUUCUCUGGUAGUUUGAUCAGUUUGAAUUGAAUGUUGAGUGUGUUGUUGUUAUUUUAGUUGUACUUCAAAUAAAUAAUAGAAGUUAUCUAAUUUCAUUUCAGUUUUGUGUUAA